Molecule: messenger RNA, 4999 nt
Organism: Oncorhynchus mykiss (rainbow trout)
Lineage: Eukaryota; Metazoa; Chordata; Actinopteri; Salmoniformes; Salmonidae
Product: nucleotide-binding oligomerization domain-containing protein 1
Biological process (GO): regulation of apoptotic process
Cellular component (GO): cytoplasm
Molecular function (GO): protein binding
Source: RefSeq, a predicted model, not a curated record
AACACCUGGUUUUCUAAGCAAUAUUUCGAAUUAUUAGGACAUGUUUGGGAAAUCCUGAUUUACCGUGGAGCACUUACAAGUGGCGAAAACCCUGCAUAAAAAGAAGCAGACAUCAGCAUGCCAAAAGCGCGGACGCAAUUCGAGGCGAAAUUACGCGCAUCCGAGGCUGUUUUUGGUUUCACUUCCUCAAAGAACCAGUACUGUGUUCAGUGUUUUUUUUCCCUCCUGACAUUGUUUGAGACAAUACUAGAUUCCUAUUCUAACGGUCAUAGAGAAACGUUUUGUUAUUAUCCUGUCGCACGCUAUUUAAUGGUUUAAUAACCAAGACUGGAGUUUGUUUUUGAAGAGAGAGGUAGUUUCCGAGUUUUUCGGCCGCGGACUACGACAGCGCGGAUAAGAACAAUGUUAUCAAAGGUUCUGACGUAAAUAGAGGCUGCUGAAGCCAUGCAUAUUAUGGGCUCCAGUGCAGAAGAAGCCCGUGCUGGACUAACGGGCCAUGUGUCCACUGUCCAAAUGCUCACCUUGCACCGUGAGCUACUAGUUUCCCAAGUGAAGAGCACGCAGUGCAUUCUGGAUAACCUCCUACAAAGUGGCUUUCUGUGUAUUGAGGAUACAGAAAUCAUCCAGCGCUCAGCCACCAAGACAGACCAGGUGCGUAAAAUCCUGGAAUUGGUCCAAAGCAAAGGGGAGCAGGCAUGUGAAUACUUCCUAUAUAUUCUCUACAAAGUUUAUGAUGCAUACAUAGACCUCCAACCAUGGCUUAAAGAGAUCAACUACCAGCCACCAGACUUCAUACGGGACAUACCAGUGAAGAACACGGACCCUAUUAGUAGGUACUGUGAGAAGCUGAGGCACGAGCUGGGCCGAGACACACGCUUCAUUGCAUCCUACACCAAGCGAGAGGAAACCCUGCUGGAGGAGCUCUAUACAGACACCCUGAUGGAGCUCCUGAAUGACCGCAAUGAGAGCCUGGGCCACCUGGAGGGUCUGGAGCAGCUCCUGGGAGAGCAGGGUGUCUUUAACCCACAGGCAGAGACGGUGCUCAUCACGGGGGACGCUGGGGUGGGCAAGUCCAUCCUCCUCCAGAAGCUCCAGAGGCUGUGGUCCAAUAGGGAGCUGGAACAGACAGACGCCAUGUUCUUCUUCAAGUUCCGCUGUAGGAUGUUCAGCACAUUCAAGGAGACAGACGAGAUCUCACUCAGGGACCUGCUUUUCAAAUACAACUGCUACCCCGACCAAGAUGCGGACAAUGAGGUGUUCAGCUACAUCCUCCGCUUCCCCGAAAAGGUUCUCUUUACGUUUGACGGCUAUGAUGAGAUCCAGGCUGAUCUGGACCUGGAGAACAUGCCUGAGGUGGUUUCUCCAGAGGAGAGGACUCACCCCCUUCUGGUGCUCAUUAACCUGCUCUGUGGGAAGCUGCUCAAUGGUUCCCGGAAAGUCCUUACUGCUCGGACAGGCACUGAGGUCCAGAGCAGGGUGAUCCGGAAGAGGGUGGCGCUGCGUGGGUUCUCUCCGGCCCACCUUCAGACCUACACCAACCUACACUUCAAAGAGCAGGAGCACAGGGACCUGGUCUCAGUCCAGCUGAAUGCCAACCCCCACCUCUGUGGCCUCUGCUCCAUCCCCCUCUUCUGCUGGAUCGUCUUCAAGAGCUUUAAACACCUGAGCUCAGUCUAUGACGACUUUGAGUUGCCAGAAGCUUGCGUGACCCUCACUAGCAUAUUCCUUCUGCUUUCUGAAGUCUUCUUCAGCCGGGGGGCCGCUUCCCCACCGGGCCUCCUGACGAGAAACACCAGGUGCCCCGCUGAUACCUUCAGGGCAGGGUUGAGGCCACUGACAGCCUUCUCCAAGCUGGCUCUGCUGGGCAUGGAGAGAGGAGUAUUUGUGUUCGACCAGGAGGAGGUGACCUCCUGUGGCCUGACUGAGGACGACCUUCAGGUGGGUUUCCUCCGACCGGUCAGCCUCUACGAUGCCUGUGGAAACCCUUCUACCUUUGAGUUCUUUCAUCUCACCCUACAGUCCUUCUUGGCUGCAUUCUCCCUGGUUCUGGACGAACAGGCCAGCGAAGGGAACAUCCUCAAGUUCUUCACCGAGUGCAGCAGGAGGGACAACACAUCUUGUUUAUCGUGUGUCUUCCCCUGCAUCGGUGGCUCCUCCAAACCCAGGGGAAAGGACCCGUUCAAGACCAACGAGCAUCUCCAGUACGCCAACCUCUUCCUGUGUGGACUGCUGUCUAAGGCCAAUGCCGGCCUGCUGGAGCACAUGGUUCCUCCAGCGCCACUGAAGAGGAAGCGGGCGGUCCUCAAGUCCUACCUGUCCACCAGCGUGAGGUCCCACCUCCGCGGCUUGCCACUCCACAGCACAGAGCAGGAGGGCAGCAAGGUGCAUGUCCUGCCCAACUUCCUGUGGAUGCUGCGCUGCAUCUUCGAGACAGGAAGUAAAGAGGUGGCCCAGCUGACUGCGAAGGGCAUCACAGCUGACUACAUCAAGCUGGGCUACUGUAAUGUGUUCUCUGGCGACUGCAGUGCCCUCAACUUUGUCCUGCAGCACCGGCGGAAGAGGCUAGGGGUGGACAUGGACAACAACAACAUCAGUGACUAUGGGGUCAAGCAGCUCAGGCCUUCAUUCAGUAAAAUGACCGUGGUGAGGUUGUGUGUCAAUCAGAUAUCAGACAGCAGCGUUGAAGUAUUGGCUGAGGAGCUUAUCAAACACAGAGUGGUGGAGGUUUUGGGACUUUACAAUAAUCUCAUCACGGACAUCGGAGCCAAGCUAAUUGCUCAUAUCAUUGAGGAAUGUCCUAAGUUAAGAGUCGUCAAGGUUGGCAGCAACAAGUUCACCAGUGUGGGUGGCAGGUAUCUGGCCAGUGCCAUUCAGAAGAGCACAUCUAUCUUUGACGUGGGAAUGUGGGGGAACAGUAUUGGUGAUGAAGGAGCAAGAGCAUUCGCAGUGGCCCUGAGGAAUCACCCAAGUCUUACCAACCUCAGCCUCUCAGCCAAUGGCAUCACUUCAGAAGGUGGGAGGCACUUGGCCGAAGCACUAAAAUGCAACACUAUGCUCAGAAUCUUCUGGUUGGUGCAAAACGAGUUGUCAGAUGAUGUAGCACCAGACCUGGCAGAGCUGAUCAGAUCCAACACGGGUCUCUCUCACCUCUGGUUAAUCAAUAAUCAGCUGACAGUGGAUGGAAUCAGACAGCUGUCAGAGGCUAUCUCCCACAACACAUCACUCAAAGAGAUCUGUUUGAAAGGAAACCGUCUUUCUGAAGAGGAAGAGAAGCUGUUUGAGGCUGAGGGAAGGCUACGCUUCCACUGAGGAGACAGAACUGAGCUGGAGAGUGUGUAGAUUGGUCACGUCUGUUACCGAAACUUAGAAGUUCUUGGUGUGUUUUCUUGCAUACUGCAUUUUGUAAAUAUUUGAACAUACUGUAUUAGCUAGGUGAUUCUGGCAUAUGGGUAAAAGCCUUGACUACUGGCUGUAGGCGAAUGAGUGAUGCGAGUUUGGAACAAUACUGGCUGUAUACAAGGAUCAGCCAAUCGUUCACAAAACAACAGAAUGCAGCACGCGACUGAAGAGAGGAGAGACAACCAACCUGCUAGUGACAGCAUCAGCACACGACUGAAGAGAGAAGAGACAACCAACCUGCUAAUGACAGCAUCAGCACGCGACUGAAGAGACAACCAACCUGCUAGUGACAGCAUCAGCACGCGACUGAAGAGAGAAGAGACAACCAAUCUGCUAUGACAGCAUCAGCACGCGACUGAAGAGAGAAGAGACAACCAACCUGCUAGUGACAGCAUCAGCACGCACGCCCCGGAAAGACCGCGGAGAGUAGAAAGGCAGUUUGUUAGUUACAGCAGCGCAUCCCCUGGACGAUAAAGAAGAGGCAACGUUAGGUGAGAAGCCUGACCACGGAGAUGGGGGUGAUAAGGUGAUGAAGCGUACUUCAUGAGCUGUAACAGAAAAACAGCUGUUAUUUGGGAAGUUUGAGGUGAGGGAGAAAGUGUGAUGGAACAAGUAUUGGCAUUGUUAAGUAUCUUACUAUCUGGAUCGAAUUCUCCCGUUAGCUAGCCAGAGAAAUGUUGAGCAACAUUUGCCAACUUAACUGAUCAAAUAAUUGUGUUUAUGGUGUGAAAAUUAGCUGGCUACUAAAGUCAGACAACAUCAGAUGAGCUAACGUUAGUAACGUUCACCUAACCAAUUCGCUAUAAUACUAACUCGUAUACGACUCCUUGCCGUUCAAGUUAUAACGCGUUUGUUGCUUACUGGACCCUGGCAAUCUGUGUGAAAUGUUGACUAGCUAACGAACAAACUACUAUCUGUGAACUAAGGUUUUCCCUCUACAGCAUGUGGUUCAUUUUCAGAAUGAGAGAAUUAGGUGAAAAUGAGGUGUUGCUUGUUAAACAAGUGCAUUCAGCGAUCAAGUGUACCUGGGUCUGGCUUAAACUGGAUGCCACUAUAGAGGUGAAAGGAACACCACACACUUUCCCUAUUUCUCACUUUUUCAAUACAGUGGAUAAAAAGGGGUGUGCCAGGUGUACUCUCUGCCUGAAAGAGAUCAAUUAUGCCAACAAAGGGUAUCAUGCUCUGCUGGCACAUUGUAGAACAGAUGUCCACAGGCUUAAAGUGUACACUUGUAAUAAUGUGCAGUGUAGCCCAAAGAUUUAGCUUAUGUUGUGUUGAAUUUGACAGUAACACUUGUGUGUGAGUGAGGGGGGAUUAUUAACAUUUUUACUCAGUGAACAUUAUUUUUGCAAGUGUGUAACCUUGUGCACUUGAUCAAUGUCUACUAUAGUGGCCACUAUAAUAGAGUGAAAAUAGAAUGCCUGUUUGUUUCAUUCUAUUUCUACGUGAAGAUGUUUUUUUUAUUUUUUAAAGUGCAUUAUUUAGCUGUGUGUGUGAGGUCACAAGUGUUCUAUUAUAAAGGCUGUCAUGGCUAACUGCAAUAUUGUAUUGUUUUUUCCCAAGACUUGUUGUUUGCAGUAAAGUCUAGGCAAUAAAUUAC